Molecule: messenger RNA, 1775 nt
Organism: Leptopilina boulardi
Lineage: Eukaryota; Metazoa; Arthropoda; Insecta; Hymenoptera; Figitidae
Gene: Naxd
Product: ATP-dependent (S)-NAD(P)H-hydrate dehydratase
Exons: 3
Coding region: 391-1395 (334 amino acids)
Biological process (GO): metabolite repair
Molecular function (GO): ATP-dependent NAD(P)H-hydrate dehydratase activity
Source: RefSeq, a predicted model, not a curated record
UUAACCUUUAUUAUAAAAUAUACGUGCAAAUUUAUUUCCUCCAAAAACAUGAAAAACAGUUUAUAAUUAGUUCACGUGACUCAUCAAUUUAUAUACUAUCGAACGAAUGUUCGAAAAUGUGAUGCUAAUUGAACUUUUAACAACUUUUGUUUUUCUCUUCAUUCGUCUUUUUUUCUAUAAAAAAAAAUCAGUGCUUAACGAAAUAAAUACAAACGAACAUAGAAACAAUUAAAUUUUGAAGUGUCAGUGACAAUUUUUAUUAACCAACAAAAUUAAAAAUAUGGAUUUAAAAAUUUAUUAUUAAAAAAAAAAAUAAUUUACGUAAUCAAGGAUUGGAUAUUAAUAAUUAUCAGACCCUUUUUCAGAGGGAGUUUAUUGUUUAAAUCAAGAAUGUCUGCAACAUUAGCAACUGAUGAUCGUAUGGUAAAAGCAGUUAAAAAAAUAGUUCCAAAUUUAACAUCACCAAAGCAUAAGGGUCAAGAUGGAAGAAUUGGAAUUGUUGGUGGUUCAAUUGAAUAUACAGGUGCGCCUUAUUAUGCAGGAAUGAGUGCACUUCGUCUUGGCGCUGAUUUAGUUCAUAUAUUUUGUACAAAAGAAGCGAGUACACCAAUAAAAUGUUUAAGUCCCGAUUUAAUUGUUCAUCCAAUAUUGGAUCAUCAAACUCCAAUUAAGGCAAUAAAACCAUGGUUGGAUAGAUUACAUGUUAUUAUUAUUGGUUGUGGUCUUGGUAGAGAUGAGAAAAAUAUGAAAACAGUUGUUGAACUCAUUGGUGUUUGUCGUCAUCUUAAAAAACCAUUGGUCAUUGAUGCUGAUGGAUUAUAUAUUAUUGGUAUGAAACCAGAUCUUUUAAAGGAUUAUCCAGGUGUUAUUCUUACGCCAAAUGCAAUGGAAUUUAGUCGUUUGUUUAAGAAUUUUUUGGAUAGAUCAAUUCAACCGGCAACAAUACCAAAAGCUGCUGAUGUAAAAUUUUUGGCUGAUUCUAUUGGAAAAAAUGUUGUGAUUCUUCAUAAGGGCGCUAAGGAUAUAAUUGCCGAUGGACAUAAGGCAACUGAAACUGUUACAUCAGCUUUAGGUGGAUCUGGAAGACGAUGUGGUGGUCAGGGUGAUAUAUUGGCUGGAAUUUUAUCUGUUUUUUGGUGGUGGGCACUUAGUGCUGGACACAGUGAUUGUGCACUUUCAUCACAAAUCACUGCUUGCUAUGGUGCAUCACGAAUGACAAGGGAAUGUAAUUCAGCAACUUUUAAAAUUAAACAAAGAUCAAUGUUAGCGUCGGAUAUGAUUGAACAAAUUGAACCUGUUUUUGCAAAAAUUUUUGAAAACAACCUUCCAAAGAUUAUUACACCUAGAACAACGUCUUAUUCUCGAAGAACACGAACUAGAAGUAGUGAUGUUUAAAGAAAUUUUCCAUUGCAAAAAAUUUUUUAACGAAAAUUUAAAAAAAAAAAAUAAAGUAAAUAUAUUUUUAUAAAAAUACAUUUAAAAGAAAUGUAAAUUUUUAAUUCAAAUAAUUAGAUAUUUUCAAAUAUCGGGAAAAUAAAAAAACAGUUUUUUUUUUUUAUGUAAAAACGGUAAAUAUUUUACUUAUGUUUCUUACGUCAGUCGCAUAAUAUUUUUUUUUUUUUAAUUAAAAUUCUUAAGCUAAACUAGUGUACAUCGUAAGUGGAAGAAAAUUUGUAUGUUAUAUUUUUAUUUUAUUAAAUUCAUAAAUUUUUCACGUUGAUUAAAAAUCCAUUAUCUAAAUUCUUAAAGGUAAAUAAAUACAAGUGUCAGUAAAA